CGCACUUCAUUUCGUCCAAUAAGGACGUUAUAUUUGUGAGGUUUUCACUGAUCUGUUGUUUGGUCCAGACUUUGGACUCCAGGCAAAGGCGAUGGCGAUGCUUGGCACAUGAAGAGCUAGGAUGUCUCCUUGCAAAAUUGCCUUGAUAUUUUCUCAUGCAUAAGAUUGAUUCCGUCUUCCAGUUGGCCCGCUCGUGUGUGCCAAAGCUUGUUAUCCUUUACCCUAGGCGUCCAUUACUCCAGGGGUUCAUUUGCCACAGAAAGCGAACGCACUUCACAAUGGCAUCAUGCUCACAGGACUACAGCUUUGGACCACACCUGAUACGCCGAACAGAAGUAUUUGCAGAGACACCGUUGUCAUUUGCGUUCGUCAACUUGAAGCCUGUGGUGCCUGGCCAUGUGCUUGUCAGCAGCAAGCGCGUAGAGCCGCGGUUUACAAACCUCUCAGGUAGCGAAGUUGCGGACCUGUGGAAACUAGCGCAGGAUGUUGGCAGGGCUGUAGAGAAACACUUUGGUGCAACUUCGCUCACUUUGGCUAUUCAGGAUGGGCAGCAUGCCGGGCAGUCAGUUCCACACGUGCAUGUGCACAUCUUACCGCGAAGGCGUGGGGACUUUGAGAAGAAUGACGAUGUCUACGACGCUAUAGACGGUGCCUCAAAGCAGCUGACAAGAAGCGGCGGCGCUGCUGCUGCGACGGGGGAGAAGCUGGAUUUGGAUGCACAGCGCAGAAUCCGCACCCCAGAUGAGAUGGCGGCCGAGGCAGCUGAGCUAUCAGUGUUGUUUCAGUGAUGCUUGACAGGUGCCUACUAGUAGUGUGGCCCCCUAGCAAGCAUGGAUAAGUUAUCCAUGCAGGAUAUGUCAUAACCACGUGUCAUUACCUAAGGAUUCUUCAUCGCCGAUGCGAGACCUAGGGACAGAUCGGCUCUGUGACAAGGACAAAUAUGCAACAAUGCAAGUCGGAAAUUUCUACAGGGGGUCCAGUGGAUUGCCUAGUCACUGCUCUCGGCCUGCAAAACGCAUCUCUAUUAGUUGCUUGAAAAGACUUGACGGAGC
Coccomyxa subellipsoidea C-169 is the source of this 1052-nucleotide messenger RNA. RefSeq names its product HIT-like protein. The coding region runs from base 279 to 788 and encodes 169 amino acids. The transcript is spliced from 6 exons. The record is from RefSeq and is a predicted model, not a curated record. NCBI's taxonomy places the organism in Eukaryota, Viridiplantae, Chlorophyta, Trebouxiophyceae, Coccomyxaceae. Gene Ontology annotation, molecular function: catalytic activity.